Messenger RNA from Protopolystoma xenopodis, 588 nucleotides. The record is from the annotation of a GenBank genome assembly. Lineage: Eukaryota; Metazoa; Platyhelminthes; Monogenea; Polystomatidea; Polystomatidae.
UCGGUGAAAUGGCGAGAGUUGAUUUGUGCGAGGGCCUCUUUAGGUGGGGAUUGUCUAAAAAUCGCUCUUCUCCCCGUUUGUCGCACGACAGAGUCGAACCGGCUUAUCGCACGCAGCCUCGGCGACGCCGCCUACUCGACAGUGACUUCGGACAACCUGGAGCGCCUGUCGGUUUAUGUGGAGGAUGAGCCGCGUACCACGACUUCCGGCCACGUUGCCAUGGGCGGCAGCGGCAACAAUGUCGGCGGCGGAGGCAACGGCGCGGGAUCCGGCGAUGCCGACCUCGCCAUGGCGACAACUCCGCGGCUCUGUGGCUACGUGACUCGACUGAACGACGCCAUCUUCCAGCCGCGUUUGCACAUCUCCUGUCGACAACCCUUGGCCGGUCGCUACGUCUACGUCGAGGCGAGUGGCAGUUGGCCGAAAGAGUUCGCCGCCGUCCUCUGCGAGUUGCACAAUGUCAUCUUCAUGUGUCUGGUGGUGCCCUCUCGAGAUUACAACAAACCUCCCUUCUACCUCCCAUUCUUCACAUCUGUCUCUCUGCCCGUCAAUCCAUCUACUCGUCUAGCUAUCUACCCCUACAAAUAG